GCAAGCAGUGGAAGAGAAAAACCUGAAAAACAAAAUCGAGAGAGUUUUUAAUUUUUUCCCCUUCAUUUAUUUCUCUGGUAAAACAGCAGCAGAGAUGGCGUUGAACAACGGUCUUAGAUCAGCCUCCAAGCUAUUCACUGCUUCCGAAUCUCUUCUAUCCAAUUCAGUGAAUAGAGGUAUCCACACGACAGGGGUGAAGAGGAUGGGAGGAGGUCAUGCACAUGGCCAUGACGAACCAUUCUAUCUUCAUGCGAAGCACAUGUACAAUUUGGACCGGAUGAAGUAUCAGAAAAUCAAAAUGCCUCUUGCUGUGUUCACUGCCUUCAGCAUUGGAAUAAUUGUACCUGUCUAUGCUGUCAUUUUCCAGCAGAAAAAGACCGCUUCUGGCUAAGUCAUUAUUCAGAGCUUCUUUUGCAAUAACGGGAACAAGUUUGUCCCGCUUGGGUUGUGGAUUGUUGACAUCGUUCAAGUUGACAGUUUGCCAAUUAGGGUUGUUUUUGGUUCAUUGGGCAGUGUUUUUUUCACUCCUUAAUCUUGGAAAUAGGUUAUCCAAUACUGCAUGUUAUAAUAAUAUCCUUUGGCACGGAAACCACUUCCGUCGAAAGGUCUUAUUCCUUGCUUUGUUCAUCAUGCUUAAGAUGGAUACAUUAGAACUCGAUCUUCUUUGAGUUGUUGUGAUGAGAUCAUCUGGUCUUCGGGCACAUAAUAGUGGAAUGGGUUAUCGUUCUAGGAAAUUUGUUAGCACUUGAUAUGUCAGAAUAAUUUUAUAUUUUACCCAA
This is a messenger RNA of Populus euphratica (Euphrates poplar), 779 nucleotides long. RefSeq lists its product as uncharacterized. The record is from RefSeq and is a predicted model, not a curated record. The transcript is spliced from 2 exons. The coding region runs from base 95 to 391 and encodes 98 amino acids. Lineage: Eukaryota; Viridiplantae; Streptophyta; Magnoliopsida; Malpighiales; Salicaceae.